Messenger RNA from Penicillium maclennaniae, 342 nucleotides. RefSeq names its product Dabb family protein. The transcript is spliced from 3 exons. The coding region runs from base 1 to 342 and encodes 113 amino acids. The record is from RefSeq and is a predicted model, not a curated record. NCBI's taxonomy places the organism in Eukaryota, Fungi, Ascomycota, Eurotiomycetes, Eurotiales, Aspergillaceae.
AUGACAAUUGUCCAUAUCGUCUUGUUCAAGUUUCGUGCUGAAGUCGCCGAGACUGUCAGGGAAGAGUUUCUUUCACAAAUAAAGACGCUCAAGAAUCUAUCAUGCGUCAAAAGCCAACAACUUGUCGUUGGAGGCCCAUCAAUUACAACUCCGAACGAAAAGAGCAAAGGAUACCAGUAUGCUUUAGUCAGCUAUCAUGAUAACCGGGCGGCACUGGAAGAAUACCAAGCGAGUCAUGAGCAUCACAGGGUGACCAGUACCUACUUUAUCCCUUUCAAGGAGGAUCUCGUUCGAUUCGAUUUUAAGGUUGAUCAAACAAUUGAGUCGUUGCCGGGGCUUUAA